Phalaenopsis equestris is the source of this 3778-nucleotide messenger RNA. RefSeq names its product LRR receptor-like serine/threonine-protein kinase RPK2. The record is from RefSeq and is a predicted model, not a curated record. Gene Ontology annotation, molecular function: ATP binding; protein binding; protein kinase activity. Gene Ontology annotation, biological process: protein phosphorylation. Bases 226 to 3396 code for a protein of 1056 amino acids. NCBI's taxonomy places the organism in Eukaryota, Viridiplantae, Streptophyta, Magnoliopsida, Asparagales, Orchidaceae. The transcript is spliced from 2 exons. Gene Ontology annotation, cellular component: plasma membrane.
CGUGCUCCCGUCGCUUCUUCCCUGUUGCUCACUCACUCGGAAUCUUUCUUCGAUAAGCUUGACUGCAGCGGCGAACUCUUCCGACCGGUGGCUCAUUCGAAUCCGAUCGUAUACGGAGAAGGAAUGGCUUUUCUUCGACUGCCGGCUAUGGGUUCUUUUUCUUGGAUGAAAAAGUUGUGACUUUUGUGGAAGCUUGCGGCAUUCUUCUCUCCCUUUCCGCCGGCAAUGGGGUUCCUCUUCAUUCUAAAACUUCGUCCUUUUUUCUCUGUAUUGUUAUUAUUUUCAUCAAUGGUGGCGGCGUUUGACCCGGCGGCCGGGGACCAGGCUGCCCUACUUGCGUUCAAGAGUUCUGUCACUGUUGAUGUCUCUGCAAUCCUGUCCGGAUGGGAUCCGGCUGUGAGUAGCCACUGCGAGUGGCAUGGAGUCACCUGUAACGGGACCUCCGGCAGGGUUACCGGCAUCGAUCUCGCCGGCACGAAGGCGUCGCGGCUUGGUGGAAUGCUGAACUCCCACAUCGGGAAUCUUAGCAAUCUCAGGUUCCUCUCACUUCCUUACAACUCAUUCUCCGGCGAGAUUCCUGGGACGGCGAUUGGCUCGCUUCGCAAACUGGAGCUUCUCGAUCUCCGCGGUAACUAUUUCUCUGGGGAGAUCCCCGAUCAGAUAGGAAACUUGGAAUCUCUUGUUGUUCUUGAUCUCUCCUAUAACUCACUUCAAGGCCCCAUUCCGAACGGUUUAAUCGGACUGCGGGCACUUAAAACUUUGGAUUUGUCGUUCAAUCGGCUUUCCGGAAGUGUAAAGGUUAGUCCCAUUGCAGAUUGCAAGUCUCUGAAUCAUCUCAAUCUUUCUGGUAAUCUUUUGGUCGGUGUAAUUGCUCCAGAGAUUGGGAGAUGCUCCAAUCUCCAGAGUUUAUUUUUUAAUGGCAAUGUUUUUGAAGGGAGCAUUCCGGCAGACUUAGGCAGGUUAACGGAGCUCCGAAUAUUGGAUGUUUCUAUGAACAGUCUCACUGGUAAGAUUCCAAAAGAGCUCGGCAACUGCCAGAGGCUUUCAGUUCUAAUCCUGACUGAUUUGAUUGGUACCUCCCUGACUGGAAGCUCUUCAUCAUUGUACCUGAAUGGCACUGAGGAGUUUAAUGCCUUCAGUGGAGCUAUCCCUCCUGAGAUUUUCUCAAUUCCCAGUCUGGAGAUUCUUUGGACUCCAAGGGCAAACCUUGAUGGGCAGUUGCCUGGUUUUCUAAAGAGUUCAUGCGGUUUGAGGAUUCUUAAUCUCGGGCAAAACUACAUAACUGGUGCCAUACCAGAGUGGAUUGGAUCUUGUGGAAAUCUUACGUACUUGGAUCUGAGUGUGAACAAUCUGCAGGGUUCAGUUCCUGUUGCUUUAAGUGUUCAGUGCAAGCUCUAUUUUAAUGUGAGUAGAAACAUGCUUUCCGGAUCACUUUCUGGAUUUUCCGGGAAGAUUUGCACAGAAAGUACGUUCUUUGAUUCUCUAUUUGGGAGCCAGCAAGAGGAUGAGAUUGAUAUUUUGAAAAUUUACUAUAACAAUCUUAUCCAUAGUGCUAAACAGGCUAAUCCAUACGCAUUAGUGCUGGAAGACGAUUCUCUGAUUCUCCAUGACUUCAGUUGGAAUCAGUUCAGUGGUUCAAUGCCUUAUUUUAUGCUCCCAGCUAAUAAAAACUUUUCAUAUAGCUUGUUGCUGAAUAAUAAUUUGUUUAACGGUUCCCUUUCUGAUAAUUUAUGGAAAUCAUGUACUGGUUUAAAUGCUUUUGCAAUUAAUUUGAGUAGCAAUCAGUUAUCAGGGGAAAUCGGGAAGCUCUCAAAUUGUUUGCAGAUUAAGAUCUUUGAAGCAGCAAAUAAUAAUUUAGGUGGCCAAUUUCCCUCUGAUAUUGGCAAUUUGCUCUCCCUGUUGUAUAUCGAUGUAAGAAGGAACAAUCUCAGUGGUACUGUUACAAAUCAGUUGGGAACAUUAAAGAAGGUUGAAGUAAUUCUCUUAGGUAGUAACUAUUUGUCAGGAUCAAUCCCUGUUCAGCUCGGGGAACUGGCAUCUCUUAAGCUCUUGGAUUUGUCGAAGAAUUCCUUAUCCGGCUCCAUUCCUUCGAGUUUAGCAGAUGCCUCUAAGCUUGAAAUACUUUUGCUUGAUCAUAACUAUUUUUCAGGCAAUAUUCCUCCAUCAUUUUCAAAUCUAUCAAGACUUGCAAUGUUAAAUUUGUCUUUCAAUAACCUUUCUGGUGAAAUUCCACAUCUUGUUCACGUAACCAACUGUAAACUAUUCGAAGGAAACCAAUUUUUGAAGCCAUGCUUAAGUUUAAAUGCCACACCUCCUUCAGUUCUUCCUUCAAACAAUUACACAGCAAACUCCAAUGGUCAAAAUAGCAAAUUGAAGCCUUUCAUGGUGGCAUCUAUUGCUUCUACGGCCGUCAUCUUCUUCAUUCUUGUGCUGCUGGGCAUUUUUCUGAUAACUGGGAUAAAGAGAUUUGUAAACCCGAAUCUAAGAAGUAAAGUUGUUGUGACCUUUACUGCCACUCCUUCUGAGCUGAAUUAUAGUAACGUUCUGAAGGCUACCGGCAAUUUUAGCCUCCAGAACUUGAUAGGAACUGGUGGGUUUGGCGCCACAUACAAGGCAGAGCUGCUCCCUGAUUACUUAGUAGCUGUGAAGAGGCUCUACAUAGGAAAAUUUCAGGGUCUCCAGCAGUUCGAUGCCGAAAUCAGAACAUUAGGAAGGAUUCGACACAAGAACUUAGUGACACUUAUAGGCUACCACAUGGGAGAAAGAAACACAUUCCUCAUCUACAAUUAUCUCUCUGGCGGAAACCUUGAAACAUUCAUUCAUAAUAUGUCUCAGAAAGAUGUCCAAUGGGCAGUGAUUCACAAGAUAGCUCUAGAUGUGGCUCUAGCAAUUUCAUAUCUUCACUACUCGUGCGCCCCUCGAAUAGUUCAUAGAGAUAUCAAGCCUAGUAACAUUCUGCUUGAUGAGAAACAUAAUGCUUAUCUAUCUGAUUUUGGGUUAGCGAGACUGUUAGAAGUGUCGCAGACGCAUGCUACGACAAAUGUGGCAGGUACCUUUGGGUAUGUUGCGCCGGAGUAUGCGGUCACCUGUAAAGUAUCAGAUAAGGCUGAUGUUUAUAGCUUUGGUGUUGUGCUGCUGGAGUUGUUGUCAGGGAAGAGAUCUCUUGAUCCAUCGUUCUGGGAUUAUGGAGAUGGGUUCAACAUCGUUGGCUGGAGCAGGUUGCUGAUACAGGAAGAACGCUGUGCGGAGCUCUUUUUUCCUUCUCUAUGGAAGGCAGGACCGGCAGAUAAGUUGGUUGGAAUUUUGAGACUUGCGUUAGCCUGCACUGUUGAAUCACUUUCCAUUAGACCAUCUAUGAAGCAAGUUGUGGAGAUGCUUAAAAAUUUGAAGAAUUAGAAUGUUCACAGAAUCUUGGGUUUUUGCACAAUCAUUUAUGAGGGUCUAAUGUGGCAUUAUGGAGCUGUUUGUAGCCAGUUGGAGUUGUGAAACAUCAGAGUUGAAGAUCACUCCCCUUAUUCUACAUCAGAGGUGAAGAUCAUUCUAGUUUCUUAAGAUCUCCAGCUUUCUUGCAGCUUGAUUUAGAGUACAAGAAGAAAUUAUUUCUGGACCUCUUUCCAUAUCAAGCACAGCAUGCAGCAUUUAGUCAAGCAUUUGUAAGUAUUUUUUCUCAGCAAUUAGGUUUUUUUUUUUCUAUUUUUUUUUUCCUGUCAAUCUUAAUUGAGAUUGAUGGACAGGAUGUCUUAAUUUUUGUUGUAAUUUGGAUAUUAUGGAUUUUAGU